Messenger RNA from Aspergillus melleus, 1605 nucleotides. RefSeq lists its product as uncharacterized. The transcript has a single exon. The record is from RefSeq and is a predicted model, not a curated record. Lineage: Eukaryota; Fungi; Ascomycota; Eurotiomycetes; Eurotiales; Aspergillaceae. Bases 1 to 1605 code for a protein of 534 amino acids.
AUGUCUAUGCUCAACCCCAUUGACGACCCCUCCUACAACACUUCCGGCUCCAGCAACACUUUCGGUCAGAGCCCUGCUGCGCCUGGCUCUUACAACACCUCCAGCGGCUUGGGAGGUUCUCACACUGCUGGCCCUCAUACAAGCAACACUGCCAAUGAGUUAGAUCCCCGUGCGGACAGCGACCGAUCGUCAGCUUCUGGUAACUCCUCAUCGACAAACCCCCUGAAAAACAACACUUCCGGCUCCUAUAGCACCAACAACCCCUUUAGCUCGUCCUACGGCAACAACACCACCGCUGGCCCUCACACCAGCAACACCGCCAAUGAGCUCGAUCCCCGUGUGGAUAGUGACCGCUCAUCUGCCUUUGGUCACUCCUCUACCACCAACCCCUUGAAGAACAACACUUCUAGUGCCUACGGUGCCAACAACUCUUACGGCGGCUCGUACGGAACCAACACGACUGCCGGUCCUCACACCAGCAACAUCGCGAAUGAGGUGGAUCCUCGUGUCGACAGUGACCGGUCUUCUGCCUAUGGUCACUCUUCUUCGACAAACCCCUUGAAAAACAGCACUUCUGGUGCCUUCGGCUCUAACAACACUUACGGAUCAUCCUAUGGCACCAACACCACCGCUGGCCCUCAUACCAGCAACGUUGCGAACGAGAUGGACCCUCGUGUCGACAGCGACCGAUCUUCCACCACCGGUCUGAACAGCCGUACUCUCCAGGGCUCCGUUCCCGAUGCCAGUGCGGGUGGCUUCGGCCAUGCUGGAAGCGCCGGACUCACUGGCGCCUCCGGAGCCUCCGGCUACGACCGUACCACUGGUCCUGCUUCCUCGACUGCCGGUCCUCACACCAGCAACGUUGCCAACGAAGUCGACCCUCGCGUCAACAGCGACCUCGACAGCACCGGAGCCCGCAACAACGUGUCUCGAAGCAGCCGCACCACCGGUCCCGCCUCUUCUACGGCCGGACCUCACUCCAGCAACGUUGCCAACGAGGCCGACCCUCGCGUCGACAGCGACCUGAGCAACUCUCGUCACGCCUCGACUCACGACCGAACGACCGGCCCUGCCUCCUCCACCGCAGGCCCUCACUCCAGCAACGUUGCCAACGAAGCCGAUCCCCGCGUUGAUAGCGACAUGAGCAGCGCCCGCAACAGCACCACCGGCACCGGCUCCACCGCCGGCAGCAAGAUCAACCCCAACGAUGUGCACAUCGACACUUCCCUCCCCAACGCCCUUGGCCACGAAGGUAACAUCCGCGGCUCGGUCACCGGCCAAGCCAGCGAGGGUGUCGCCGGCGUGCUCCCCAUCAGCGGAAGCGCCGGCCCCACCACCACCAAGGUGUUCGAGCCUCACGCGCACGCCAACGGCGGUGAUCCCGCUCGCUCGGGUCCUCACUCCUCCGCCACGGCCAACAAGAUGGACCCUACAGUCGACAGCGAUCGCGACAACCGUGCCCGUCACGAAGGCAUGGCUAGCAGCAGCUACAACACCCCCGGCAGUGGUCGCGCUUCUGCCACUGCUGGUCCUCAUGACAGCAACGUUGGUAACAAGAUAGAUCCGACCGUUGACUCUGAUCUGGACGGUACUCAGCGUGUCUAA